Messenger RNA from Andrographis paniculata, 2190 nucleotides. Its product is annotated as rop guanine nucleotide exchange factor 7-like. Gene Ontology annotation, molecular function: guanyl-nucleotide exchange factor activity. The coding region runs from base 140 to 1999 and encodes 619 amino acids. Lineage: Eukaryota; Viridiplantae; Streptophyta; Magnoliopsida; Lamiales; Acanthaceae. The transcript is spliced from 8 exons. The record is from RefSeq and is a predicted model, not a curated record.
GCGAAAACUGCGUGAAGCUUAUGGUGAAAUUUUUCAUGAUUUGAAGCAGGACUUGCUGGUAGUUACUGGUUGGAUAUGGCGAAUUCGGUGGACCGUGGACAGUCAAGCCAAAAAUGGUUGAAGCCAAAGCUGGGGCCCUAUGGAAAGAGGUUUUUCAGCCGGAGAGGCAAGGGAGGUCGUUGUCAUGAACCAACCUGAGCUUCAGACUUCAUUUUAUUUGAAGCAAUCAAAUUCGAAAUCCUCUUCUGCAUUGUCAUUUUGGGUCUCAAAAUCAGCCAAAUUCUUGAAAAAUAGAGGUGGGUUGUUCCAGAAUAGGAUUUGCAGUAAGAGGUUUCACUUUGAUGGAAUGGUAGUUAAUAACUCUAUCUAUUCUGCUUCUCCCAAUUGUCUCCAAAUUGAAAUGGAGGCUUUGGUGAUCGAAAAUGAAAUAGAGGAAACAGAGGGGAUAUGUGAGAAUGGAUCAAAAGUUGCCAAAUUUGGGGAUUCCAACGAAGAAGAAAGUGGGGAAAUUAGUUCAAGUUUGAAUUCUGAGUUUUUGGCUCUGCAGAAUUAUGAUCAUAGUAGCUCUGAGGAUUCAUCUUCUCCCUCUUCAGUUACUUUCAGAGUUCCUGAGGAAAUGGAUAAGCCCAAAUUGGACAAAAGGCAAUUAGAGAAACAAGGUUCAUCACUUUCAGAAACUGAGAUGAUGAAAAAACUAUUCUCAAAGUUGCUACUUGGUGAAGACAUGUCUGGUUUUGGCCAGGGAUUUUGUCCUGCAUUGGCCAUAUCGAAUGCUAUAACUAAUCUCUGCGCUACAAUAUUUGGUCGAGUUUGGAGAUUGGAGCCUAUAUCGUCUGAGAAGCGCGAAAUGUGGCAAAAAGAGAUGCAAUGGCUUCUCUGCGUUAGCGAUCACAUUGUGGAACUCGUACCCGAUUUUCAGACAUUUCCUGAUGGAAGCAAACUUGAGGUCAUGACUUCGAGGCCGCGAUCAGAUCUAUACGUUAACCUUCCUGCAUUGCGCAAACUAGACAACAUGCUACUCGAGAUACUUAACAGCUUCAAAAAUUCAGAGUUUUGGUAUGUCGAUCAAGGAAUAUCAUCGGCUGUUGAUUCUGAUGGAUCAUCCUCCUUCCACAAGCCCCUUACAGGUCAAGAAGACAAAUGGUGGCUUCCCGUUCCUCGUGUUCCACCUGGUGGCCUCGGACAAGACGAGCGAAAAAGGUUGGAUGACAAGCGCGAUUGCACGAGCCAAAUCCUCAAAGCUGCAAUGGCGAUCAACCGUAUUGUUCUAGCUGAAAUGGCAGUACCCGAUUCAUAUCUACAAGCUCUCCCAAAGAAUGGAAAAGCAACUGUGGGAGACGCAAUCUAUCAUCAACUAACUUCGAACAAUUUUUCGCCCGAAUGCGCGCUUUGUUCCCUCGACUUAUCCUCCGAGCAUCACGCCAUCGAGAUUGCCAAUAAAAUCGAAGCAGCCAUUCACGUGUGGCGCCAGAAAACGAAUCCGAAACAUCCACACACCACGCAAAGAUCCACCUCAAAGUCGUCGUGGGAAUUAGUCAAAGAUUUUGUAAUCGAUGCCGACAAAAGGGACCUUCUUGCAAGCCGAGCAGAGUCCCUUCUCCUUAACUUAAGACAUCGAUUCCCUGGAUUGCCUCUGACAACCUUAGACAUGGCUAAAAUCCAAUUCAAUAAGGAUGUCGGAAAGUCUAUCUUGGAGAGUUACUCGAGAGUCGUCAAGAGCAUGGCGUUCAACAUUGUUGCGCGCAUUGACGACGUAGUUUCGGUGCAUAACUUGUCGAAGCAUUCGGAUCAGGUCGUGUCGAUAUCGAAAAUCGGAACAAUAACUCAUGGGGGUAAGAUGAGUUCAUCGUGUCCUAACUUUUGGUGUUCUUCGCCAUUGAUGAUCCACCCUGCAAGUUCAAGCUCAAGCUCAAAUGAUGGUGAAGGUAGAAGAAUUAACCUUAGCAGAUUUGGUGUGGGAAGAAUUUUCACAGGAGGUUAUUUGAAUACCAAUCUAUAACAACCAUUAUUAUUACUACCUGAAAUUUUGCUUGUAUUUCAUUUAUGAACUGUUCAGUAAAUAGUAUUAUUAUUAUUAUUUUAUUUUUUUAUAACGUUGUUGUUGUUGUUAUUAGUAGUAGUGAUAUUAUAUGGUAAGUAGUAAUUUUUUGUUUUUGUAUUUAAAUAUUAAUUUUAUUUUUUUUCGUAUAA